UCGCGACGAAAACAUAUGACGAGGAUUUGCCGUUCGGGCGAAGGUGCGCGCAGGAAAAAACGUGCCAACCAUUUGAGGUUAUGGUACGUAGUUUGUUGGACGUCCCGUCGAAGACAGUAUUGUUAUUAUUGUCGGAUCUCUUUUCUCCGCGUCUCCACUGACCUCCUCGACGAAGCGAUGACCGGACCGCAGAAGAAGAAGAAACAUCAUGUGGGAGACACGUUUUACAAACGGAGGUACAGAACCAAAUACAGGGCCAGAGACAUAGACGAGGUUGAUAACGACUUGAAAAAAGAAAAUGCUGAUCGCUUAUUGAAACAAGCUCUUGAUUUUGAUAAACCUGGUGAAGGACAACAUUAUUGUAUACACUGUGCACGUUAUUUUUUGAGCGAUCAAGUCCUACAAGAUCAUUUCCGUACAAAAUUACAUAAAAAACGUAUUAAGGAACUCAGACUUGAACCUUACACCAUUGAAGAAGCUGAACGAGCAGCUGGUUUUGGAAGUUACAUAGCGCCAAAAGAAAGAGUCAUUGCUACACAACCAUUGAAUGUUGAAGAGUAUAAAGAACCCGAAGAAGUCGCUGAUAUUUGUUCAUUAAAUAUAGAUUUACAAUGAUUAAAAAAUUGUUUUCUCGUGUUCAUUCCCUUUUGAAGGUAAAUAAUAAAUACAGUACUUCGAAAUUAUAUAUACCGUAUAAUCAAACAUCA
Messenger RNA from Sipha flava (yellow sugarcane aphid), 707 nucleotides. RefSeq names its product zinc finger protein 593. NCBI's taxonomy places the organism in Eukaryota, Metazoa, Arthropoda, Insecta, Hemiptera, Aphididae. Gene Ontology annotation, molecular function: nucleic acid binding; zinc ion binding. The coding region runs from base 16 to 615 and encodes 199 amino acids. The record is from RefSeq and is a predicted model, not a curated record. The transcript has 4 exons.